UCCCUCCUCAGUCCACACUGCAAUUCAAUCGAGAGAGAGGAAGGCGAUGGCUCGGCAGGCCGCCGCGAAGUUGAUCGGCUCAAUCGCGUCGGAGAAACCAUCUUCCCUUCUUGGCUUGGCUCGGAGCUAUGCGGCUGCAGCUGCGGCGGCUCCGCCGCAGGCGGCCGUCUUCGUGGACAAGAACACUCGCGUGAUAUGCCAGGGCAUCACCGGGAAGAAUGGCACCUUCCACACUGAACAAGCCAUAGAGUAUGGCACGAAAAUGGUGGGGGGUGUGACACCGAAGAAGGGUGGAACAGAACACUUGGGACUUCCUGUAUUCAAUUCAGUUGCUGAAGCAAAGGCUGAAACCAAGGCUAAUGCUUCUGUCGUUUAUGUUCCUCCACCAUUUGCUGCCGCUGCUAUUAUGGAAGCAAUGGAAGCUGAAUUGGAUCUUGUUGUAUGUAUUACAGAAGGGAUUCCGCAGCAUGAUAUGGUGAGAGUCAAGGCUGCACUCAACAGCCAAUCAAAAACUCGGUUGAUCGGGCCUAACUGCCCUGGUAUCAUCAAGCCCGGGGAAUGUAAAAUUGGGAUCAUGCCUGGAUACAUUCACAAGCCUGGUCGUAUAGGGAUAGUUUCUCGUUCCGGUACCUUGACUUACGAAGCAGUUUUCCAGACAACUGCCGUUGGCCUAGGACAAUCAACUUGUGUCGGCAUUGGUGGCGACCCAUUCAACGGGACAAAUUUUGUUGAUUGCAUUAGAAGGUUUCUUGUAGACCCUCAGACAGAAGGGAUAGUUCUGAUUGGAGAAAUUGGCGGCACUGCAGAAGAGGAUGCUGCUGCAUUAAUUAAGGAAAGCAAUACAGAGAAGCCUGUCGUAGGAUUUAUUGCUGGACUGACUGCUCCCCCUGGGCGUCGUAUGGGUCAUGCUGGAGCUAUUGUGUCCGGAGGGAAGGGCACGGCCCAAGACAAAAUCAAGACUCUCAGGGAAGCUGGUGUUACAGUGGUGGAGUCUCCCGCAAAAAUUGGCACGGCCAUGUUUGAUGUCUUCAAGCAGAGAGGCCUUGUCAAUUGAUGCGGUUCACUGUCAGCAUUUUGCCUUCCUAUAGCAUUGCAGAAUCUUAAACAAGGUCAAUGCUCCAUUUUUCUGCAUUUAAUAUUCCUCUUUGGAGAUGUUUGUUCUUUUCGUGCUUGGGGUUUCCCCUUUUGGUAAUCCAGACGAUCAGA
Molecule: messenger RNA, 1206 nt
Organism: Rhodamnia argentea
Lineage: Eukaryota; Viridiplantae; Streptophyta; Magnoliopsida; Myrtales; Myrtaceae
Product: succinate--CoA ligase [ADP-forming] subunit alpha, mitochondrial
Exons: 7
Coding region: 47-1054 (335 amino acids)
Biological process (GO): tricarboxylic acid cycle
Cellular component (GO): succinate-CoA ligase complex (ADP-forming); mitochondrion
Molecular function (GO): succinate-CoA ligase (ADP-forming) activity; succinate-CoA ligase (GDP-forming) activity
Source: RefSeq, a predicted model, not a curated record